Molecule: messenger RNA, 327 nt
Organism: Tetrahymena thermophila SB210
Lineage: Eukaryota; Ciliophora; Oligohymenophorea; Hymenostomatida; Tetrahymenidae
Exons: 1
Source: RefSeq, a predicted model, not a curated record
AUGGAGGUUGGUAAUUAUUGUUCUACUGUUCCUGUAUCUAACUAUCACUAGAGUCUAGACCUUAUUCGCCUGUUUAAUAGAUUAGUUAAUACUGAAAAUUAGCGUCAUUAUCACUAUUUUUAUUAUCAUGAAUAACAAUUUAAUUUUUAGUUUAAUUGUCUUAAUUUAAACUAGAAUUGCUAGUUUAAUUAUCAAACAUUUAUUUACUUGAAUUAUAAUUCAAAUUUUAAUCAUUUGUUUGAUAUUAUUCUGAAAUCAUUUACUCAUUUUUCUGGUUUAUAUCUUUAUAGUAUUUAUUAUCACAACCUAAACUGUCUAAGAAAAUGA